AUGUCAAAUAAUAACCAUAAGACUGAACUAACCACUCUCGUUAAUGAACUAAUGACUGAUAUUGACUCGAAGCCACUCCACCCAAGAAAUAAGCUUCUCGCGUACAGUCGUUAUGUCUUAUCCAAAUUAUCCUGGCAUUUCACCAUCGCAACACUUUCGAAAACAUGGGUUAUUGAAAAUAUUGAUCCCGUAGUCAACCAAAUUCCAAUCUCAGGAACACUAAGUACUGUUUUCCUAACUUGUAACAAAUUUGGUCAAAGUAUUUAUCCUCCAUCGAUGAAAUUUAUCCAAUGCCAAACAGUUCUUCGAAAAGCUUUAAAACUUUCUCCUAAUCAAUCAAUUAACAAACUGUGGAAAUCUACUAAUACUCAUACUAAUAUCCAAUACGACUUUUACAAGUCAAUCAAAGAAGUGCUUAAAGAUUUUCGCUCUGAACAUGAAGAUAAACUCAAAAACGAAUUAACUUAUCAGCGAUCCUUUUUCUCUAAUGUAACAAAGUUAUCCUUGUUGCAUCUUAACAAAGUGUGGUCUACUGCUCAAUCAAAACUUCCGAAAAACAUUUAUAACUUUACUAUACGCUAUAUCAAUAACUCUCUUCCAACACGUAAGAAGCUUAGCAGAUGGGGAUUGUCUUCAAGUUCAGAAUGCUCCUUUUGUCUCGGCCCAGAAUAA
This is a messenger RNA of Paramuricea clavata, 672 nucleotides long. Lineage: Eukaryota; Metazoa; Cnidaria; Anthozoa; Malacalcyonacea; Plexauridae. The record is from the annotation of a GenBank genome assembly.